ACUGGACACCGGGCAUGGCGGUGCCCCGGGACAUCGCGGCCGGCUACCUGCUGCAGGGCAGCUUCUAUGGCCACUCCAUCUAUGCCACGCUCUACAUGGACACCUGGCGCAAGGACUCUGUGGUCAUGCUCACCCACCACGUGGUCACACUGGCCCUCAUCGUCUGCUCCUACGCCUUCCGGUACCACAACGUGGGCAUCCUCGUGUUGUUCCUGCACGACCUCAACGACGUGCAGCUGGAGUUCACCAAGCUCAACACCUACUUCAGGGCCGCGGGCGGCGCCCACCGGCGGCUGCACGGGCUGCUCGCAGACCUGGGCUGCCUGUGCUUCUGCGUCAGCUGGUUCUGGUUCCGGCUGUACUGGUUCCCACUCAAGGUCCUGUAUGCCACGCUGCACACCAGCCUCAUCUCGGUGCCUGACAUCCCGUUCUACUUCUUCUUCAACACGCUCCUGCUGCUGCUCACCGCCAUGAACUUGUACUGGUUCCUGUACAUCGUGGUCCUGGCUGUCAAGGUGCUGACGGGCCAGAUGCGCGAGCUGAGCGACCUGCGGGAGUACGACUGGGCCGAAGCCCACAGCCCCAAGCCCAGCAAAGCUGAGAAGCCGCUGCGGAACGGCCUGGUGAAAGAGAAGCGCCUCCGGCCGCGCCCGGCACCGGCGGCCUGCCCUGCUGCGUGCCCGCGCGCCUGUCGCCCAUCUCCGUGCUCUUCUUCGACAACAGCGACAAUGUGGUCCUGCG
Molecule: messenger RNA, 741 nt
Organism: Chinchilla lanigera (long-tailed chinchilla)
Lineage: Eukaryota; Metazoa; Chordata; Mammalia; Rodentia; Chinchillidae
Gene: Cers1
Product: ceramide synthase 1
Biological process (GO): ceramide biosynthetic process
Cellular component (GO): membrane
Molecular function (GO): sphingosine N-acyltransferase activity
Source: RefSeq, a predicted model, not a curated record